UUCGUUCGCUGACGCUAGGUUCCGUUAGAUUCUAACGAGUUCCUGACGGUUGUAGUUAUUCCCUUGGAACUUUUUCUUGUCGCUAAUUAGAUAGCUAUCGAAAGCUCGCGCGGGAAGCGGGUGGCUAUCGUAGGACGAUGAACGUCAAAGACAGCAGCGACGAGGACGAAUCGCACGAUAUUUCAGCGUUCGCCAAGUUCGACGAGACAAUCGAAGUGCGUAACGCCGAGGAGAUAAAGAGCCCGGUUAGCCGUAGGCCAGCGAGCUCGAGGAGGCCGAGGCAAACACCAAAAGUGGAGAGUUUGAAUUCUAUGGGGAUAAAUUCCCCGCGAGAGAAGCUGAACUUUCGAAGAUACUCCGACAAUGACAAUAGCAUUGGAAAGUCAUUGGGAAUCAGCAGUGAUCCCUCUGACAGCGAAGAAAGCGACGAUGACGACAUACAGGGGACGAAUAACGCGCAGCCGAUAGAAGUAUACAAUCCUAAGGACUUCGAGAACUUGGACGUGUCGAUGGAAGUGAAGGAACUGUUCCAAAACAUAAUAAGGUACACGCCACAGAAGGUGGAGCUGAACUACAAGCUGAUACCGUUUAUCCCUGACUACAUCCCUGCGGUAGGCGACAUAGACGCCUUCAUAAAAAUUCCCAGGCCGGAUGGAGUGGAGGACAAAAUAGGAUUGACCGUUCUGGACGAACCGUGCACCAAUCAAUCGGACCCAGCCGUGUUGCAUCUCCAGUUACGCAGUCACAUGAGAAGUGCAGGUGCAGCCAGGCAGACGGUAGUGAAGCGAAUCGAGGACGCCGAGAAGAACGUAAAGUCCAUCGACAAGUGGAUCGACGACAUCAAUCAGCUUCACAGGAGCAAGCAUCCACCGGAUGUUCAUCUGACGAAACCUAUGCCCGAUAUCGACGCUUUGCUCCAACAGUGGCCAGCUGAGGUCGAAGAGAAACUGAACGAAAUGGACUUAGAUUUCGCGCAACUGGACUGCGAGCUACCGCAACUCGUCGACGUUGUUUGCAACCUCUUGGACAUUCCUGCCAAGGAGGGCUCGAGGUUGGAAGCGCUUCACACGCUCUUCACGCUUUACUUGGAAGUACGAAACGCUAGAGCUCACAAGUAUUGAAACACCAAAGAAAUGAAAUGAAUAAGAAUCGCGUUGUUCUUUUUUCUUAAAAAUUGUAACCCCCGAAUGGGGCGCCAGGAUAAUCUUGCCCGGGGCGCCGAUAUUGCUAAAACCGGCACUGAGUGGAGAUAGCAAAUGCGAAGAAAGAGGCAAUCGUCAAUUCGUCAGCGUUCAUCGUCGAUUUAGGUCUUAUCGUUAGUGCUGACCAUAGUCUCGACAAUGCACAGAGCACAGUUAUUAUUAUCACUGAUGAAAUAAUUAUUUUCUGACUCAUAGAUUGUCGUAAUUAAUGAUACCAUAAUCAGAGUCGACUGCCAUUCAGACGUACCCUUGUUAUGCCAUACGCUUUGUCAGUUAAACAAAAAGUUAAGAAAAAAAAGAACGUAAAGAAUGCUGCGAUUAAAACAAUAACAAUUACAUAAUAUACCAGUGUCCCCCUAUUGAAAGAAAACAUUUAUGAAAUACUGUAGCAUCUCGUACGUACAAGGAAAUAAUAAUUUUAUCUUGCGUUUCCUAUUCUACGAAUUCGUAAUAAAACGGUAUGGUUGCGUAUUUCGAACAAGAAAAAAAUCGUUUACGCAGCUGAAAAUCCCCAAGUAUUCCUUCUGCAACUGAACACCAUUCCUGCUACGAAUGCAAUUAUAUCUCGUAAUCGUAUCCAUUAUAAAUGAUCCAUUCAGACCUAAUAAAGCCAAUCUGGAUACGUAUUAUCUGCAAACUUUCUUGAUAAAGAACGCUUGCACGUUUUGUUAUCGAUGAGACUUCCGGAAUCGCGUACUUGUUCUCAACCUUCCGUCUCUGUCGCUUUUAUUCACAGAUACGUUCUCGAUAAUAAACGAAUA
This is a messenger RNA of Hylaeus volcanicus, 1963 nucleotides long. It is a transcript of the gene IFT46, whose product is annotated as intraflagellar transport protein 46 homolog. Gene Ontology annotation, biological process: cilium assembly; intraciliary transport. The transcript is spliced from 3 exons. Gene Ontology annotation, cellular component: intraciliary transport particle B; motile cilium; centrosome. The record is from RefSeq and is a predicted model, not a curated record. The coding region runs from base 138 to 1121 and encodes 327 amino acids. NCBI's taxonomy places the organism in Eukaryota, Metazoa, Arthropoda, Insecta, Hymenoptera, Colletidae.